AUGUCUCUCCUUCACAAUGAAGAUUUUACGAUAUGGCAACUGCGCACCUCUUAUCUGUCCACGAUAAAAGACGGAAUAGGCGACAGACUCAUCAACGUGAACAACUCGGUGCUCAAUACUCCUGGAUUUCGCGCGGCGGGCUGGUCAUCAGCUUCCACAAACCCCAGCGCACAAAGCGUAGCAGCCCAUAUUCGUCGGACAUAUUCCCCACCGAUUCCCACCACCGCUGCGGUUACCUCGGAGUAUUAUCAACUGGGUGUUUCCAGGGAUGCGAACGAAGCCCAGAGACUUGGUUUGGGGGAGGAUGGUGAGGAAGAUGAAGGGGGCAUGGUGACGGGCAAAAGCUCUACGGAGGUGAUAGGACGCCGACCUCAUGGACGCGCUGGGAAAAGAACUCAUCGAAAGGAGCGGCAGCAAAACGAUUCUUAUAAACAAAGAGAUGCGGAAGAGGAUGACAGCAGUGAUCUGAGUGAUGAGAGCGACGAUGAUGUGGAUAGUCAAAGGUUGGUCGAUGCUAGUGAUUUGAAGGCUUUCUAUUCUCAGACUGCAUUCCAGUGCUAA
Molecule: messenger RNA, 561 nt
Organism: Aspergillus bombycis
Lineage: Eukaryota; Fungi; Ascomycota; Eurotiomycetes; Eurotiales; Aspergillaceae
Product: stress activated MAP kinase interacting protein
Exons: 2
Coding region: 1-561 (186 amino acids)
Biological process (GO): TORC2 signaling
Cellular component (GO): cytoplasm; TORC2 complex; plasma membrane
Molecular function (GO): phosphatidylinositol-4,5-bisphosphate binding
Source: RefSeq, a predicted model, not a curated record